This is a messenger RNA of Austrofundulus limnaeus, 2121 nucleotides long. Its product is annotated as inhibin beta A chain. Bases 634 to 1824 code for a protein of 396 amino acids. The transcript is spliced from 2 exons. Gene Ontology annotation, cellular component: extracellular region. Gene Ontology annotation, molecular function: growth factor activity; cytokine activity. NCBI's taxonomy places the organism in Eukaryota, Metazoa, Chordata, Actinopteri, Cyprinodontiformes, Rivulidae. The record is from RefSeq and is a predicted model, not a curated record.
GUGUGUGUGUGUGUGUGUGUGUGUGUAGACUGUGUGCCAGUGUGAGUCAGAGGGAAACCCCUCUGUGGAUGGAGGGAGGGAUCUAACAGCCUCAGAGGUAUAACUGCUGUCAGGGAGCGCAGAGGGAGACUGCAGUGACCCUGCUCAGUCUUCAGUUCAGCUCACACCAGCAGAACUUCAGGACCGCCAACGAACCAGUUCCACCAUCAACUCAACCACCACCGGCUCAGAGAACUGGAACUUCAGAGCUACAGACUUAAACAAUCUUGCAUCAGACCACCAGGAGCAAAUCCAGAAUCAUCUGUUGCUUUUUCACCGCUGGCUGCUGUUGCAUAUCUUUACCUCAGACACCAGAAAGAGGAUCAAGCUCUACCAUCUGACCUAACAUACUCAAACUCAUUGGUUCAUCUAACCCAGCUUGAUUGACCCAAAGCAACUGAUCCAUCAAACCCAAUCAACCCAAAUUAGCUAUCAACUCUACUUGUCUGGUGGAUUUUUACAGCCAGCUCCAUUGUCCACCUAUCAGAGAACAGUCUUGUUCCAACUGGCCCACUGUGUUUGACACGACAGCAACUGGACUCUGCUGACUGUAUUGAGCUGACCCUUUGCUGGAAAGCAGCAUUAGAGACCAUAAUGAGUUAUUGGGUUUCCAUGUUCUUCUUUGUUCCCAUUUUUCUUCUUGUUGACUCAUCUCUGAGCAUUUCUUCACUGCGGGACGCAGCACCACUGCUCCAGGAGGGAACACCAUCCUCUGAUUGUCCAUCCUGCUCUCUGUCUCAGAUCAAAAAGAACUCAUCUUGGUCUGGAGGUCAGAGCGACAUGGUGGAGGCAGUAAAACGUCACAUCCUGAACAUGUUGCACUUGAGCGCCCGGCCCAACCUGACACAGCCAGUUCCUCGAGCUGCCCUGCUCAAUGCCAUCAAGAAACUUCAUGUGGGUCAUGUGGGUCAAGAUGGCAGUGUGGAGAUCCAGGAGGAGAGUUCAAGUUUGAGAGACUCCACUCUAUCUGAACCACCAUCUGAAGUCAUCACUUUUGGAGAGCCAGGGGACUCUCCAGGCUCUGUGACUUUUGACAUCCUGAAGGAGGAUUCUGCAGUGGUGGAACAGGCAAAUGUUUGGAUCUUCCUAAAGAUGACAAGGAUGAAUCGGGUUAAAGGCAAAGUGAUGCUGCGGUUGCUGCAGACUCAUCAAGAUGCACUUUCAGAUGAACAAUGUAUUUCAGAGAAGAUGGUAGAUACCCAUCGCAGUGGCUGGCACACGCUUGUCAUCACUGGCAGUGUUCAGGCGCUGUUGAAAGGUGGCAGCAGUUUGCUCAGCCUUCGAGUUUCUUGUCCACUAUGCACUGAGGUUGGAGUUGUGCCCAUCCUGGCACCUGCCAAUGACAAGAAACUGAUGAGAAGGGAUCAGUCUCACCGACCCUUCCUGAUGGUGAUGCUUCAAGCUGAAGAAGAGUCUCAGCGGCGAGUCAAGCGAGGUCUGGAGUGCAAUGGGAAGGUCCAUGUCUGCUGCAAACGACAAUUUUAUGUGAACUUCAAAGAUAUUGGCUGGAGUGACUGGAUUAUAGCUCCAUCUGGGUACCACGCCAACUACUGCGAGGGCGACUGUCCCAACCAUGUGGCGAGUAUCAGUAGCUCAUCGCUCUCCUUCCACUCAGCAGUGAUCAACCAUUACCGCAUGAGGGGCUAUGGACCCUUCCAAAAUACCAAGUCCUGCUGUGUGCCAACGAGGCUUCGGGCCAUGUCCAUGCUCUACUACAACGAGGAGCAGAAGAUAAUCAAGAAGGAUGUCCAGAACAUGAUUGUGGAUGACUGUGGCUGCUCAUGAAAGGCUUCUCAAGAGACUAAAAAUCACUGAAAACAACUAGCUGCUUUCAAGGAAACUUCCCACCAGCCCUUUAAAGUCCUGAGUUCUUAUUGACCUGAUGCUUCUCCACAUGAUAAGAAAACAGUUAUGCAACAGACCCCGCUAACAGGUCCGAACCUGUCAUCUAUUCAAUAGAACAGGCUUAUUCGGAGGUCCCCAACCCUGGUCCCUGUGGCCCAUUGUCCUGCAUAUUUUAGCCAUUUCUCUGCUAAACCCUAACCUUAACCCUACUUAGAAUACCAACAAGUUUAAGAGAAU